This is a messenger RNA of Drosophila mojavensis, 5263 nucleotides long. RefSeq names its product copper-transporting ATPase 1 (gene ATP7). The coding region runs from base 543 to 4418 and encodes 1291 amino acids. Gene Ontology annotation, biological process: copper ion homeostasis; monoatomic cation transport. Gene Ontology annotation, cellular component: perinuclear region of cytoplasm; membrane; trans-Golgi network. The transcript has 4 exons. NCBI's taxonomy places the organism in Eukaryota, Metazoa, Arthropoda, Insecta, Diptera, Drosophilidae. Gene Ontology annotation, molecular function: ATP hydrolysis activity; ATP binding; P-type divalent copper transporter activity. The record is from RefSeq and is a predicted model, not a curated record.
UGGCUUCAUAAAGUAGUUCCAAUUGGCACACGGUACACAAUGUCGAGCGCCAGCAGCUGUGCGCAUUAAUUAAAAUAAAAUAAAUAUUCGCUUCGUGCGAAAAAGAGUUCGUUGACAAAAUUUUGAAGUAAACCGAUCCGUGGAUGUAGAUGUGGAGUUAGUCAUAAAACUGGAUAUGAGCGUCUGAUAAAUGCAAUUAGCCAACAGUCGCGCAACGAGCUCGCGUCGCGGUGGUUAAGCAAAGUUGAACUUAUAAAGACGAAUACAAAUUAUUAUUGUGUUGCAAUUAGACAAGUCGCACACGCACACGAGCACACACUCACACACGCGCACAUAGAUAUUUUCGGUUUUUUAUACAGUUUUUUAUACACAGAUACGGACACCCACACACGCGCGCUUGUAAAUUGUAACAAGAAACCGAGUCCAAUUAGACCAACCAAUAACAAAGCAUCAAAUCGAAUCGGAAUCGGAAUCGGGUCAGUGAAAUGCAAAUUUCAAUAUAGAAUUAUUUGAAAUAGAAACAAAAGAGAAGAGGAUAGGAAAUGAAUGACAACCAAAACGCGAAUGCGAAAAAUGCGCAAAAUCCAAUCGAACAGCUGACCAAAAGGGCGCCAACACCAGACUCACUCAGUGAGCAGAAACCACAGCAGCAGCAACAGCAACAGCAACAACAAGUGGCCAUGGCCACUGUUCGCCUGCCCAUUGUGGGCAUGACCUGUGGAUCGUGCGUACGUAACAUUGAAACACAGGUGGGUCAGCUGCCAGGGGUGCUGAACGCACGCGUCCAACUGGAGGAGGCCGCUGGGUACUUCGACUACGAGCCCAGCCAAAUGGACGCCGAGCGCAUCGCCAACACCAUCGACGACAUGGGCUUCGACUGCAGCUACGACCCCGUGGUGAGCCCGGUCAGCGCCAGUGCGGACAUCCGCGUCCUGGGCAUGACCUGUCAGUCGUGUGUGCGCAACAUCGAGUCGCAUAUAUCCGGCAUUGCUGGCGUGCAGCGCAUCCAGGUGCAGCUGGACGAGAAGUGUGCGCGCGUCCAGUACGAUCCACAGCAGUUGACAGCGGCGCAAAUCGCCGAGAUGAUCGAUGACAUGGGCUUCGACGCGAGCGUGGCCAGUGGGACGACACAGACGACGACGACAGCGACGCCUAGACAGUCGCCCAAACAGUCGCCCAGACAAUCGCCCAGGCAGUCGCCCAGGCAAUCGCCCGUGAAGCAACAGAUGGGCAAUGGAACUAGCAAAGCCGUCGGCCAGGUGCAGCUGCCCAUCGAGCAGGAGAUGCUGACCAAGUGCUUCCUGCACAUCCGCGGCAUGACCUGCGCCAGCUGCGUGGCGGCCAUCGAGAAGCACUGCCGCAAGAUUUAUGGCCUGGACACGAUCCUGGUCGCCCUGCUGGCCGCCAAGGCGGAGGUCAAGUACAAUGCAAAUGUUGUAACAGCCGAAAACAUUGCCAAGUCAAUAACCGAACUCGGCUUUCCCACCGAGCUCAUCGAUGAGCCCGACAACGGCGAGGCCGAGGUGGACCUGGAAAUCUCGGGCAUGACCUGCGCCUCCUGUGUCCACAAGAUCGAGAGUCACGUGCGCAAGCUGCGCGGUGUGACGGCUGCCUCGGUCACAUUGUUGACAAAGCGCGGCAAGUUCCGCUACACAACGGAGGAAACGGGUCCGCGCAGCAUAUGUGAAGCGAUCGAGGCGCUCGGCUUCCAGGCCAAGCUGCUCAGCGGCCGGGACAAGAUGGCGCACAAUUACCUGGAACACAAGGAGGAGAUCAGAAAGUGGCGAAAUGCGUUCCUCAUCUCGCUGAUCUUCGGCGGUCCAUGCAUGGUGGCCAUGAUCUACUUCAUGCUGGAGAUGCGGGACAAGGGUCAUGCAAGCAUGUGCUGCCUCGUGCCGGGGCUGUCCAUGGAGAAUCUGGUCAUGUUCCUGCUGUCAACGCCCGUUCAGUUCUUCGGCGGCUAUCACUUCUAUGUACAGUCGUAUCGUGCCAUCAAGCAUGGUACCACCAACAUGGACGUGCUCAUCUCCAUGGUGACGACCAUCUCGUAUGUCUACUCCGUGGCUGUGGUGAUUGCGGCUGUGCUGAUGGAGCAGAAUAGCUCGCCUCUGACCUUCUUCGAUACGCCGCCUAUGCUGCUGAUCUUCAUUUCGCUUGGACGCUGGCUGGAGCACAUAGCCAAGGGAAAGACGUCGGAGGCGCUGUCCAAGCUGCUCUCACUGAAAGCGGCCGAUGCGCUGCUCGUCGAGAUCUCACCCGACUUUGACAUAAUCAGCGAGAAGACUAUAUCCGUCGACUAUGUUCAGCGUGGGGAUGUACUGAAGGUGAUACCCGGGGCCAAGGUGCCCGUCGAUGGCAAAGUGCUCUUCGGCCAUUCCAGCUGCGAUGAGUCCCUCAUCACGGGCGAGUCGAUGCCGGUGGCUAAGCGCAAGGGCGCCGUUGUCAUUGGCGGGUCGAUCAAUCGGAACGGCGUGCUCCUCGUCGAGGCGACGCACACCGGCGAGAAUACGACGCUGGCGCAGAUCGUGCGACUCGUCGAGGAGGCCCAAACCUCGAAGGCUCCUAUCCAACAGUUGGCCGACCGCAUUGCCGGAUACUUUGUGCCCUUUGUGGUGGCCAUAUCGACCAUAACGCUCAUCGGCUGGAUCAUUGCCGGCUUCGCCGAUCCCGAUCUGGUGCCAGUGGCCCAUGAGCACAAGAUGCAUAUGGAUCGUAAUACGAUUGUCAUUAGUUACGCCUUCAAUUGUGCUCUCAGCGUGCUGGCCAUUGCCUGCCCAUGUGCCUUAGGCCUGGCCACGCCCACAGCUGUUAUGGUGGCCACUGGCACUGGUGCUACGAAUGGUGUGCUGGUCAAAGGAGCCACAGCCCUGGAAAAUGCCCAUAAGGUCAAGACUGUUGUCUUCGACAAGACGGGCACCAUAACGCACGGCACUCCGAUGACCAGCCGGGUAACGCUGUUCGUGCCGCCACAGGUGUGCAGCCUGGCCCGGGCCUUGACUAUCAUUGGCGCCGCGGAGCAGAACAGCGAACAUCCCAUUGCCUCGGCCAUCGUGCACUUCGCCAAGGACAUGCUGAGUGUGCAGAAUAGCUUUGGCAAGAGCUCGAAUUUUCAGUCGGUGCCUGGGUGCGGCAUUCGGGCCACCGUCUCCAACUACGAGCAGGCAUUGCGGCAGGCCUGCAAUGCGGAGCGCAUCAUCAACUAUGAGAACCUGUGCCGCGCCCAUCCACACACUGCCAUCGCCGUGGACAACGGCGCCAGCAUAGACCAGUUGCAGCUGCAGGAGAAGUACAUCGAGCAGCAGCUGCUCGCCUUGGAUGGGGCCCUCGAUCUGGAACAGCGCCAGCAGCACCCACAGCUCGACCAGCAGCAGGCACUGAUCGAUGGGCACGAGAUCAAUGUGCUCAUCGGCAAUCGCGAGUGGAUGCAGCGCAACGGCAUCGAGGUGCCACUGGAGAUUAGCGACUGUAUGACACGUGAGGAGCACAAGGGACACACGGCCGUCCUCUGUGCCCUCAAUGGGCAGCUGGUUUGCAUGUUUGCCGUCGCCGACAUGGUCAAGCCGGAGGCUCAUCUGGCUGUCUACACGCUCAAGCGCAUGGGCAUCGACGUGGUUCUGCUGACGGGCGACAACAAGAACACCGCGGCCAGCAUUGCCCGUGAGGUGGGCAUACACACAGUUUAUGCGGAAGUGCUGCCCUCGCAUAAAGUGGCCAAGAUCCAGAGGAUUCAGCAGCGCGGCAUACGCGUGGCCAUGGUGGGCGAUGGCGUCAACGAUAGUCCCGCCUUGGCGCAAGCCGACGUGGGCAUCACCAUCGCAGCGGGCACAGAUGUGGCCGCAGAGGCAGCGGACAUUGUGCUGAUGCGCAACGAUCUGCUGGACGUGGUCGCCUGCCUGGAUCUGUCCCGGUGCACAGUGCGUCGCAUUCGCUACAAUUUCCUGUUUGCCAGCAUGUACAACCUGCUGGGGAUUCCCCUGGCCAGCGGACUGUUUGCGCCCUUCGGCUUUACGCUGCAGCCCUGGAUGGCAUCGGUGGCCAUGGCCGCCAGCUCGGUGAGCGUCGUCUGCUCGUCGCUGCUCCUCAAAAUGUAUCGGAAGCCCACGGCCAAGACGUUGCGCACCGCCGAAUACGAAGCUCAACUGCUGGCGGAGCGGGCCAAGCGCUCCAAGGGCUCCGAUUCGGAACUGGACAAAUUGUCGCUGCAUCGCGGCCUCGACGACCUGCCCGAGAUCAUGAACGGCAAACGAAUGGCGGCCUUCAAGCGCUCCAAUACCUCGCUCAUCUCGCGCAUCUUCGGCGCCAACGGCAGCGACAAUGCCAAGCACGAGGAGGGACUGCUCGAGGAUGCCAACGAGCGGACGCCAAGGAUUCUGCAGUCCCGCUACCUGGCUGACAGCACCGAGCUGCAGAAGCUCUAAGCAAGAACUAAAUUUACCGUUCCACACAACUAGAAAUCUGUAUAUAAGCAAAAGCAUAAGAAAAAUAUCUAAAGCAAUCAGAGAAAAAAACAAAAACAAAUUUAGUUCAUAUUUUUACUAUAUACAUAUAUCAUAUAUACGCAUUAUAUAAUUUAAUCUUUUUUUUUUUUUUUUUUUUUUUUGUUAUUCCGUUGUUGAUAAUUCUGUUUUUUGUACUCUAAUACUAUAUGUAUGCUAUUCUCGCUUUAUCCUUAAGUUCAGUUGUGAACAAAAUAUCUAAGACCACAUCAGACAAGACCAUAAGCACACAAACAACAACAUACAAAUAUGGACUAUAUAUUGUUACUUAUGCUUAAGUUAACAGAUAUGUAUAAACGGAAAGCUCAAUGUAAAUGUGUAUAUGUAUAUGUGUAUGUGUGUACCACAGUACAUGCCUGCAUGCAUGAAUACAACUAGCGAAACAACCGAGAUUUUUGAUAUACAACAUAUAUAUAGGCUAUAUAUACAUAUAUAUAUAUAUAUAUAUUUCUAGUAUAUGGCAAGUGCAUCUCCGUUCAAAUCGUUAAAUACAAAUAUUAAUUCAUAAUUAAUCAAGCACAAGUAAAUUUAACGACUUGGAAAAUGAAACAAAUUUUUGAUAGCAACAAUAUCAUAAUAUGAUACAUUAUAUAUUAUAUAGAAAAUACAUAUAUUUGUAAAGCUUAUACGUGUACAUAUAUAUGUAAAUAUAUAAAUAUAUAUACAUACAUAUAUGCAUACGAAUACAUCGAUGUAAAUAUAGACACAAACACAAACUGACGUGUAUAAAUAAAGAACAAAUAAAUGAUUGAUCCUAUACCAGCAAA